GUUUUUAUUUAUUGCAUUAUAGUCAGUCGUCGAGUAGGCUGCCACACAACAGAGCGAGGUUCAGUUAUUCAACGGUGGUUUUUCAUAGAAAAGCCGCGUGUUAAGGUUAUUUUCAUCGAUUUUCAGCCCUUCUAAUAGGACACUUCCAGAAGCAACUCUAUGGGGACCCAGGACAGGCAUUUUUUAGGGGUGGACUUGAGCACACAACAGCUCAAGGCAGCUAUAGUAAACGACAAUCUCGAAGUUCUACAUGAAGCCUCUGUGCUUUUCGACACCGAUCUUCCAGAAUUUCGUUCCCAGGGUGGCGCUAUUGUGGACAAAUAUGAUUCCCAGAACAUCACAGCUCCUGUAAUGAUGUGGGUGAAAGCAUUCGACAUUUUAAUGGAUAGAAUGAUUGUGACUGGAGCGGAUUUUUCAAAAAUCGCUGCAGUUAGUGGUACUGCACAGCAACAUGGUUCAGUAUAUUGGCAGAGAGGCUCUGAAGAAACUUUAAAAAAACUGGAUCCAAGUCAAUUUUUACAUGAACAGUUAGCACACAGCUUUUCUGUCACAAACAGCCCUAUUUGGAUGGAUUCUAGCACAACAAAACAAUGUAAGGAAUUAGAAGAAGCCGUUGGUGGACCAGAGGAAUUAGCCAAAAUCACAGGCUCAAGAGCUUACGAAAGAUUUACUGGUUCGCAAAUAGCUAAAAUUUUCCAAACCAGACCUGAUGCAUAUAAAAAUACUGAGCGUGUCUCCCUUGUAAGUAGUUUCGUGACCAGCCUUUUCUUAGGACAAAUAGCACCAAUAGAUAUUUCAGACGGAUCAGGAAUGAAUCUCAUGGACAUCAGAACCAAAACUUGGCACCAACCUCUUUUAGACGCGUGUGCACCCGGAUUGAAAGAGAAGUUAGGAGAACCAGUACCAUCCUAUACAGAUAUUGGACCUAUUUCUAAUUACUUUGCAGAAAGAUAUCAUUUUUUGCCCAAAUGUAGGGUCAUAGCAGGCACUGGAGAUAACCCAGCAUCAUUAGUGGGUAUGCGAUUAUCAGAUGGAUGGAUAGCUGUGAGUUUAGGCACCAGCGAUACAGCUUUCUUAUGGCUAGCGGAACCAAAAUUAGUGCUUGAUGGUCAUGUGCUUUGCAAUCCUAUAGAUAAAGAUGCCUACAUGGCGUUGCUAUGUUUCAAAAAUGGCUCUCUUACAAGGGAGAGAAUAAGAAACACGUGUACAGAAGGAAAUUGGGAUAUUUUUAACCAAUUGUUGGAAAGUACACCAAGAGGAAACUUUGGCAAUAUGGGUUUAUACUAUGACGUACAAGAAAUCUUACCAUUUCUCAAAGGAGACUUUAGAUACAAUAAAACUCAAAAAGUGAAUAAGUUUUCUAGUUUGGAAGUUGAAGUGAGGGCUUGUGUGGAGGGACAGUUUAUAGCCAAACGGGCAUAUGCUGAAGAUUUUGGUUUGAAAGUUGGCAAAGGCACAAAAAUCCUCGCAACUGGUGGAGCUUCCCAAAACAAGGCAAUUUUACAAGUUUUGGCCGACGUUUUAAAUUCCCCUGUAUACGUUCAGGAAGCAGCUAACUCAGCUAUGUUAGGCGCAGCUUAUCAAGCUAAGCACGGGUUGCUGCCAGAAGUCAGCUAUAGCGAAAUUAUUUCAGUUUUGCCGGAACCCCAAAAAGUGUGCGAUCCCUAUUCUGAUGCCGAAGAAAUUUACGCUCCCAUGACUGAAAGAUAUCGACAAAUUAUCAAGGAACUUUUGGCAGAGCAAAAUUGCAAAGGGAAACCUUAACAUUUUUUGAUUGGAAUUUGAAUAUUUUAUGCAGAACAUACCAAACAAUCCAAAGACAUUAGGCCUGUUCUAUUUACAAAGUCAGUUGAAACAAGGUAAAGGUAAAUUACAACUGGUGACUGAAUUUUUUUAUAAGAAAUGAACUGCCACUAGUCAGCCACCAGUUGCAAAUUACCUUUACCUUGUUUUAACUGACUUUGUAAAUACUAUACUUGAGACUAUACCUAAUUGUUGAAUUUUGUUUGUUUUAUAUAUAGGUACAAAAGGCAACUUCUUGUUACUAAUUUUAUUUAUUCAUGUACCUACUUACCUAUCUUCGUUAUAUUUUCCUGUUGUUUCUAUAUUUACCACGAACUUGACUGAUAUGAAACUCGUUAUAAACCAUUCCAAUAAUAUUUUGUUGAUUUUCAGAUAUUUUAUUUUAUUUAUGUAUCUGUGCCUUUGUGAUCAAAUAAAGUAAACUUUUAAAUUUAA
Messenger RNA from Ceutorhynchus assimilis (cabbage seed weevil), 2238 nucleotides. Lineage: Eukaryota; Metazoa; Arthropoda; Insecta; Coleoptera; Curculionidae. The record is from the annotation of a GenBank genome assembly.